GAUAGGUACCAUGGUGAAACCGGCGAAACACCUAUCAAUUACCCACGUUACUACACAAAUCUCUCGUAUGUUUUCCUGGAAGCGUGCAACGAAUCUAAAUACGAAGCCGUAGACUACAACGGGAAAACCCAUAAGGGUUACUCUAGGGUGCAGUCAAACACUGCCUAUGGAGUGCGAAUGGGUCCCAGUACGUGCUUCUUAAAUGAAAUGAUGCGACCCAAUAUUACCAACCUGCACAUUUACACAUACAGCACGGCCACCAAGAUCAUUUUUGAAGGCAACAGAGCAACUGGAGUAGAAUUUGUGAAGGAUGGUAAAACAGAGAAGGCGUACGCUACGCGCGAAGUUAUCCUGUGUGCCGGAGCCGUGAACACCCCCAAGCUACUUAUGCUGUCGGGAAUAGGGCCUAAGCAUGAGCUGGAACGACACGACAUUUCAAUGAGGCUGGACCUUCCAGUGGGACAAGGGCUUCAAGAUCACGUGGUUUUCCUGGGAAUGGUGGUGACCACAACAGAUGAUCUUAUUGGCCUGAAAGAUUUCAACAAAAGUAUUGAAGAAUAUAACACAUCACGAACAGGGCUUCUUACAAUACCCGGAACUUUUGAAGCGUUGCUCUUUACGAGCAGUGGAGUCGGAAGUGAGACUGACGAUGAUCCAGAUAUAGAGCUUGAGCUUACAGCUCUCUUUCCAAGUCCUGAAAUUGGGAAGUCUAAAUACGUCUCACAGCAGGUGUAUGACAAAUACUACAAGCCAAUGUUUGGAAAAAAUGGCUUCAUGAAUGCAGUUGCCAUGGUAAAGCCAAAAUCACGAGGUGCCGUCUAUCUACGUUCUAAAAAGCCCGAAGACAAGCCACAUAUAAACCCAAACAUGCUGUCAGAAAAUAUCGAUUUAACUCGAAUAGUGAAUGGAACUCUGAAAUUACUAGGGCUGUUCGACACUAAGGCCAUGAAGGAUAUCGGUGCUGAAGUGUGGAAGAAAAAGUUCCCCUAUUGCAGCCAGUUCGAUGUAUGGAGCCCUGACUACGUGACUUGCUUCGUGCAGCACACUGCCUUUCCUGGUCAGCAUGUCUGCUGCACGUGCGCCAUGGGGGAACACCAGCGGGCUGUUGUUGACAGCAGUCUGAGGGUAAAAAACACAGAGGGAUUACGUGUCGUCGACGCUUCAGUGAUGCCACAGAUCGUCUCCGGGAACACCUACGCCACCGUCCUCAUGAUCGGGGCGAAAGCGGCAGACAUGAUUCUGCAGGACGCUAAGAAAAAUCCCUCAGUCAAGCCAUAGACCCUGAGCGACUACUUAAGUUAUAUAUUGUUCCCGUAGAACAUGAAAUACGGGACGAAACAACUCAUCAACCAUCUCCAAUUGCGGUAUUUAUAUUU
Molecule: messenger RNA, 1376 nt
Organism: Dermacentor silvarum
Lineage: Eukaryota; Metazoa; Arthropoda; Arachnida; Ixodida; Ixodidae
Exons: 8
Coding region: 178-1278 (366 amino acids)
Molecular function (GO): flavin adenine dinucleotide binding; oxidoreductase activity, acting on CH-OH group of donors
Source: RefSeq, a predicted model, not a curated record